AUGGUGCCAAGGCUGGAGUGCGUCGGCAGCGGGUUCCAGCUCCCCAACUCCGAGCAGGAGAACUCCCUCUUCCUCCGUGCUCUCAUCUCCGUCGUGUCCGGGGACACCGCGGCCCCCGCCCUGCGCCCGGAGCUGUCGACGCCGCCCUUUGCUCCCGCUCCCGCUCCGGCGCCUGCGGCUGCUGCCUGCGCCAGGUGCGGCAUGGACGGGUGCCUCGGCUGCGAGUUUGUCGCUGCGGCCGCGGCGACGACCGGGUCGAGCAGCGAGGGGGAGGAGUGCUCGGCCACGAGCCUCGUGAAGAACGGCGGCGUGGGCAAGAGGGGGCCUGGCGGCGACGGGAGCAAGUUCAGGGGCGUGCUCCUCCGCUGGCUGGAGGUCGUCGACGCCGCCACGGUCAAGGUGCUCGACGAAAUGCCUCUCCAUUUAUGA
Messenger RNA from Triticum dicoccoides, 429 nucleotides. RefSeq lists its product as uncharacterized. The record is from RefSeq and is a predicted model, not a curated record. The transcript has a single exon. Lineage: Eukaryota; Viridiplantae; Streptophyta; Magnoliopsida; Poales; Poaceae. Bases 1 to 429 code for a protein of 142 amino acids.